UAAAAGGCAAACGGAGUGUGGAAGCGCAGCGGUGCAGAGUUGUAUCAGACACAUGAUGCUCUAUGAGGACAUCUUUGACUCGCUUCACUGAGAUAAGAUAACAGCGGCUACUCGAGAAUUUCGGACGUUUUCAUUCACCUGUUCUCACAUUUCGACUUUUUUCGUUUGUUUUUUUUUUAAAGUUGAUUAUUCAUUUCUAAUGUUUCACGUGUGAUGGCUAACGCAUCAUCAUCGCUUGAUGUGGGAGUUUUGUUUCUAAUCGUGGUGACAGCAUCUUUGACCAACGGUUCUUCAUUUAAGAAAGAUGUGAGCCAGAGGAAGGAGGUGACAGCAUUCGAGCAGAGCGCACGUCUGCCUGGCGGGGUGGAGGAUCUCACCACUGUUGCUUCCCACGUUGAGCCGUGUUCUGACUGCGAGCCACCAUUAGCCAGGAGGCGAUCCAAGAGGUGCACAUGUUACACUUACAAAGACAAGGAGUGUGUGUAUUACUGCCACUUGGAUAUCAUCUGGAUCAACACACCGGAGCACACAGUACCAUUUGGUAUGUCCAGUUACCAAGGUUCCCUGCGUUUAAGACGCUCCGCUAGGACCGAGCGGGUGAGGAUAGGGGUGGAGGCUCAGCGCUGCGUGUGCUCACAAUACAGCGACGUGGACUGCAUCAGCUUCUGCAAGAUCAGUCAGACGAGACCACACACAGCAUUGCCAAAAACAGACGAGAGGACAGCAACUCAGCGGAGCGGCCCUGCUGUGAAAUAAGUGCAUUAAAAGCGGCGUGCCUAUGAACUGAGAAGUGGUUACACAUUCUAAGACAUAGCGUGUAUAUCUGCGUUUCUGUAGGUGGCUAUCUUGUAGUGUCUCAUCAUCAGACUGAAGGAUGUGUAACACCAAAGGUGCUUGCACAAAUCUAAAAGCCAGCAAUUCCACGUUGGACGCUAACAGAAUCUCCGCCCCUCUUCUCUCCCGCCAACCUCUGCUCAUCUUUCAGAACUUGCUUCCUGUGUCUGUUCAGCAGGUGUGCAUGAUGGUUUCCAUUACUCUGACACAAGUGAAGCUAGUUUACAUGGCUGAUUUGUGCGGACUAUAAGACAUUUGGUUGCUCACACACAAUGUGGAUGCCUCUGCUCCAGGGACAUCACUGAAACUCCAUGGCAACAUUGGCACAACAUCAAAGCCAGGAAGUCAGCAUUACUUUCUUUUUUUUACAAAUUCAGUUUGUCACAGUUACUGAAAGAGUCAGGAUAUCUUUUUUUUUCUUUGUAUCAUCACAUUAAGGAUGUUCUUUAUUGUAAAGCACAUCUGAGAUUUUUGGAGGUAACAUAACUGAAAACAAAAGUUAGCAGUCUGUUUUAUAAGCUGAAUCCAUUCCACGGUCGUGUGUAUGUGAAAUGUGAUCCAAUACAUAAAGGCUAUAAGUUAUUUUUCAUACAAACCAAAUACGAUAGUAAAGGUGUGUAAUAAGAUGUUGUAUAUAGAUAUAUCUGAUUAUUCUAGCCAGCAAGUCUCUGUAUUGAAAAAUUUAGAAAAGUAAAAAAAUUGUACCACAAAGUAAAUUUAAGGUGCCACUUCUUUUUCGUCUGUUUUUCUUAACCUCUUAACAUCCAUCAUACUGGCAGUAAUCCUUUGAGGAGUAUUGGCAAGGUUAGAUUGACAUCUACUCUGUUAUAUUUACCUCUCUGACAUAGCACAUGGAAAUCUAACCGGAAAUCUCUAAAGCCAAAGUGCAUGCAAGAGAGUUGAUUUCAAAGUUAAAAUGUUUCACCUUCUAAAACUAUGUUUUUUUACCAUGUGGCUAAAUGUCGACUAACUAACUCUACCACUACGUGGUUAACUGGCACCCUGGUGGAUGUUAAAAGGUAAAUGACCACGGAGUAAACAGCUGAUCACCUGUGCAGGAGGGAUGUUAAAAUAACUAAAACGCAGAUGAACUCGGACAAAUUGAAGACUUCUUUGCUUCAUGUUUGAAACAUUCUGAUGAACAUCAGGCUUUAUUUAAAGAUAUUUAAAAUAAACUUGAUACCUAAUUAACAUGUCUGAUCAGAGGCUCCGUUACACAGGGAUAAUAAACUGUUGCAACUAGCUGUUGUAUAUGUUCUGAUAAAGUCAGCACACCAUGUUUAUUGUAUUGCACAGCGAGGUCAGUACUAUUAUAAACAUUAUCCUGCAUUUGAGUAACUGACAUACACAGCUAUGCAGCAUAACUUCAGAGAGCUUUAGCCUUCAUAUUAAAUCUGCUGUAUUUAUGUCUCUGUAAUAAAUAAAGAUAAAAUAUUAAAA
Neolamprologus brichardi is the source of this 2274-nucleotide messenger RNA. RefSeq names its product endothelin-3. The record is from RefSeq and is a predicted model, not a curated record. Lineage: Eukaryota; Metazoa; Chordata; Actinopteri; Cichliformes; Cichlidae. Gene Ontology annotation, cellular component: extracellular region. Gene Ontology annotation, biological process: regulation of systemic arterial blood pressure by endothelin; vein smooth muscle contraction; regulation of vasoconstriction. Gene Ontology annotation, molecular function: hormone activity; endothelin B receptor binding.